GCACACAUCUACUUGUUUGUCUUUAAAAACUAACCAAACUAAGCGGAUGUGUGUCGAGGUAACAUUUGAUUUCUUGCGAAAAAAAUGCUGAAGAUUUCGGUGACAAAAGUUGACUGGUGCGUUUGUUAGGAUGUCUUCGCCCAAAUCAUGGUGCCCGAUAUAUUUACAGACCAGUGUAGUAUUUUAAACUUCGUGUCAUCGUUGAAUCUGCCGCCUGUCGUUGCUUCUUUGGAAUUUGCUAGGACAAGUGCUAAUUGAAGCUUGAUAAUGUCAUAUCCCAGGUUCAAGCCAAAUAUUUCACCAGUGAGGAAUGCGGAAAGCGAUUAUCAUUCGUGGUACGACGAAUGUACCUGCUGUCCCUAUGGGUACCACAUCGACCUGGACUUCGUACGCUAUUGCGAAUCCAUCAGCAAGGAGGAUAAAAAUCGCACUGGGUCUAUUAAAAGAAGAAAAGACCGUAGAAAGCAAAGACAGAGCAUGGAAAUGCUUCUAGGCUUGACACCACCCGUGUUGGCUGUAUUAGAUGAAGCAUACAAGCCUGAAUAUCUGCAAAAAUCACCGAAAAUUAUUCAAAAAACCAAUCGACAAGAACUUCAGUUUCCGUUUACAGACGGCUUUGACGAUGCAGUCUCUGAUUUCGAACGAGCCUUGCAAAGAUCCAAGAAUAAGUUGUCCAACAAUUUACCAGAUGUUACUGCUGUUUCAGAGAAUCUGCGAAGGGUGCCUUCAAUCUCGUCAUUGUCCACCACUUCUGGCUCUUUGACGGUUCUGCCAGAUAACCAGGAUGGACAGCUGAAGGGCGACUUCGACUCAGUCAGCAUCGAAUCUUGUGGACUGAGCCCUAUGGCGUUGCAAAACAUCAGAGAGGCCCUGGCACUCAGCCUCGAGCACACCAAGCAACUGGAGAGCCAAGUGAAACUAAUACCCGACCUACAGGAUGAACUAGCGUAUUUAAGACAAGAAAACAAACGCUUACAUCACCAAAUAAAAUCGGAAGAAGCUUCUAAAAAGACCCUUUUAAAUGGAAACUACGAACCUGCUGCACCAGUGCCUCCAAAUCGAAGACGAUCGCAGAGUUUCACCCACAUAGAAAACUUUAAUGACGAAACGAAGAAAGAACCUCCUCCUCCACCUCCCAGAAAGGAUUUCGGUGUGAUGUGCGGAGUUUUAACCAGAAAUAUCGGGGUUGGACAUCAGAAUCCCCACACAAAACACGCAGCUACACUGACCACCGAAUUUGCGGACAAGUGGUAUGUAGAAAAAGCAAAAUUCCUGAACACAUCACCCAUAGUGAGCCCUAAAAUCACGGCUAGUAGGAGCACGCAAACUGUUAACCUUAGGGAUAAGAGGGACAUGGGAAUUCAGUCGUCCAUACAGGCACCCAAGGCAGUGACCGAAGUGAAGUUUUGCCAGACAGAUACCAUCCAAAAACCAAUAACUUCUAACGCAGCUAUACAGGCUGUGACUCGAAUGUCUGAUUUCGCUGUUCAAAAGGACGUGGAAUCUUAUUCGAUCGGGUGUUCAAAAGACACCAUAACAGACGUUCUCUGUGAAAAAUGCAGCAUUGUAAAAAUAUCCGUAGGAGUAGGCCCUGAGAAAGACGAAGACUUGCACACAUCGCCAGUAUCAUUAUCCGCUUUAAAUAAUAGAAGUAAGUCGUUUAAUUUAGGAGAGGAAAGACUAGAUUUGCACAAAAGAACACGAACGGUAGCUUCCCAAUACGACAACACCAAUACAAUAUCGAGGGGUUGUCAGAGUGAGAUUAAAACGUCAUCUAAGUCUUCCCAGCACGAGGUGAAGAAUGCAGAAAAGACUACGCAGUCAGAAUACACUUCUGAAAGCAAGAAAACUGAUACUGAGGACUUGAAAACACCUACAAAGUCCGUGGCUUGCGAAAUCAGGGAAUACAAACCAAAAACUUCGGAAAAAGGCAGCAAUACGAUAAGCGAAGAAAAGGAAGUGUCUGAGGAGAAAAUUUGUGCGAAAUGCGCCAGUAAAGAGAUGGAAUCUUCUAAGGAAUUCAAAACGCCAGGUAGUCCGAAUCCUAGUAGAAUUCCUGUACCGACCACACCGAUUGAAGCUCGGAAGUUUAGGAGGCAGGAUACUUAUACAAAAUUGUAUUCUUCAUCCCCUACAGAUAAAUCUCCAAUAGAUCCUUCCAAAUUAUCGGGCCUAGAUUUAUCGCCAAAAUCAGUUUCCACAGAAGCAAUAAGCAACUUUGAAAAAGUAAAAGAAAACCUCAAACUCGACAUCCCAGCCAAUGCUUCCACCUCAAAAUCGCAAAACGGCUUGAGCACUUCGUUUUCUAAAGUUCAAAUACAGGAAACAACACUGCCAGUAUCGGAGUCGACAAUAUUCCAACCGUCGACAGACAAUAGACUGAAGGCAACUCCUAGUAAAGAAAUGCAGGGUGCAAUGAAGGUCCUUAACGAUUCCUUGCAAAAAAGCCCAUCUAGAAUAGGCAAGAACCAAAGUGCAAUAAACAUAGUGCAACAGGAAUGGUUUAAGAUAUCCAGCUUAGUUACCGCAAACCCUCUAGAUGUAGAAGACUAUUUAGACGCAUUUGAAGAUAUCUCUUUAUUACUUCUUCAGUAUAUCGUGAACAUGACUGAUGUCAGUGGAAAUACAGCUAUGCACUAUGCGGUCUCUCAUGGAAACUUUGACGUCGUGUCCAUUCUUCUGGAUUCCAAAGUAUGUGAUAUUAACAAACCGAACAAGGCUGGCUACACCAGCGUCAUGUUAGUUUCUUUAACGGAAGUCAGAAGCCAGACACAUGCCAACGUCAUUAGAAGACUCUUUCAUUUGGCAGACGUAAACAUACGUGCUUCACAGCAUGGUCAAACUGCUCUGAUGCUAGCAGUGAGUCAUGGGCGUCUUGAUAUGGUGAAAAUGUUACUUGAGGAAGGAGCAGACAUCAAUAUUCAAGAUGAAGAUGGUAGUACAGCUUUAAUGUGCGCCGCUGAACACGGCCACAUCGAAAUCGUCAAGCAUUUCCUUAGUCAACCAGAUUGUGAUUCUAGUAUUACUGAUGUUGAUGGCAGUACAGCGUUGAAAAUAGCUAUGGAAGCUGGACACAGGCACAUAGGAGUUCUAUUGUAUGCUCACGAACGAAACUUUCAGAAACCUCAUCCGAACAAAUUGAAAAAAACGAAAUCAAACAGCCCUAAAACUCCUUCAUCUCCUCUUCCAAUUAGAAGUAGUCAUCGUGCUCUAACUGACACAAAAAAGUAAUUUUUAGAUCCAGACAAAAAUAGUGAUUUUGAUUUAUUCUUAAAUUUGACACACACUAUAGAAUCUCUAAUUACAAAGGGUAUUAUUUUGUACUUAAAACGUAGAUUGAGUACAAUAUGUUUCAGCUAAUCAGCACUACCCAAGUACACAUACAUGUACAUAAUCCUCAAAGAUGACAGCGAUUUUUACAGUUUAAAAUGUGUUUAUAUCACAAAUGUAGGUGUAUUAACUAAACCACUUGUUUCUUAUUUAUACUAGUGUGUCAUAUAUUUUGUUACUUAAUUGUUAAAAAAAUAUAAAACUGUUUGUAUUUUUAAAUAACUGACUGAGAAAAAUAUUUUGCCUCGUUUUGCAUAGCUACCCUGUACAUAUUUUUAUACAUCGACUUAAAGAAUAUUUUUUUCAAUCAGUAUAUUAUUUGUUAUAUAGUACAAUAACUGUUAACUGUACAAUUUAGUAUACUAGCAUUUUGAAUUAAAAGAUUUCCAUGUUUUAUAUAUUUUUAACCAACUAACACCUUAAUUAUAUCUUAUCCCAAAGUGUUUUUAUUUCAAUAAGUGGAAAUCUAAAAAUCUAAUUCAAUUUGAAUUGAAAAUAAACAUUCCAUUGUUUCUAAUAUGUAUGUGUGUUGUAAUAUAUUGUACAAUUUAUGCUAAUAAUACAGUGUUUGCAGAAAUUCUUAUAAAUUUAUUUCCUAAA
This is a messenger RNA of Sitophilus oryzae (rice weevil), 3930 nucleotides long. RefSeq names its product KN motif and ankyrin repeat domain-containing protein 2 (gene Kank). Lineage: Eukaryota; Metazoa; Arthropoda; Insecta; Coleoptera; Curculionidae. The record is from RefSeq and is a predicted model, not a curated record. Gene Ontology annotation, cellular component: cytoskeleton; cytoplasm. Gene Ontology annotation, molecular function: protein binding. Gene Ontology annotation, biological process: negative regulation of actin filament polymerization. The coding region runs from base 268 to 3231 and encodes 987 amino acids. The transcript is spliced from 10 exons.